Molecule: messenger RNA, 1663 nt
Organism: Andrographis paniculata
Lineage: Eukaryota; Viridiplantae; Streptophyta; Magnoliopsida; Lamiales; Acanthaceae
Product: protein ECERIFERUM 16
Exons: 6
Coding region: 236-1348 (370 amino acids)
Source: RefSeq, a predicted model, not a curated record
GUCGAUGUAUCGGCCGUCUUCUUCAAGAAAAUUGCACCUCCAUCGUCGUCUCUCCCCGGGAACUUCCUCUGUUGCUUCGUCGGCCUUGUCUUCUUUGGCCGUGACUUACGCGUUACUUCGUCGGUGACCGGAAGACCACCACUCCGGCUGCAAAAGAAACUCGAAGGUGGGGGAUCGCGCGCGCUUUAGAUUCCUUCUCCACUCCGCUUCUCUGAGGCUGUUAAGUAGAAUAAAGAUGGAUAUGAAAGCAUUGGCAAAAUCAAAGAGAGCUCAUACAUUACAUCAUAGCAAGAAGCAUAACCCACAUCAAGCAUCAAAAGCACCUUCUUCCAUUUCAGGUGAUGAAAAACCAACUGGACAGCAACCUAAGCAGAAACCCCAAAGUUCUAACAAUGCUAGAUCACUUCCUUCAAAUUGGGAUCGUUACAAUGAUGAUUUUGAUUUGGGUUCUGAAGACACACCCAAUGCAAGCCCAAGCCAACCGGCUGAUGCUGUUGCACCAAAAAGUAAAGGGGCGGAUUAUGCUCACUUAAUUUCAGAAGCCAAGGGUCAGGCUCAAGCAAAUUAUCCUUCAGAUUAUUCUCUUUAUUCUGAUGACAAUAUUUAUAACUUUACUCAGGAUUUUGGUCCAAUGCUUGCUGCCAAGGGGAAAAAUUUAUUUUCAUGGAUCGCAGAUGAUGGUUUUGAGUUUGAAAGUAAACCAAGCUCCAAUGUUGAGGCACCGUUCCUUUCCCUUAAUUUGAAUGCUCUCGCGGAACAACUUUCCAAAGCAAACCUAUCGAAGCGGUUGUUUAUAGAGGCAGAUCUAUUGCCUCUAGAGCUGUUGGACGAUGACGCACCAGGUUCUGGCGAAGAUAAACAAGAUCCUCAAACUAGUACAUCAGUUCCAACUGAUUCUGGCGAGGAAGUCCCAUUGUACCAUGAGCCUCCGCCAUCUGACAUGACCACAUCCAAAGCUAUUCCUGUUCAAACUUCCGAAGAAAUAUUGAACUCUAUGAAACAAAUUGAUUCUAUUGCUGUGAAUUCUUCUACAUUUCAGGCAGCGAGUUCGGAAGCAGAACUUGACAUGCUUCUGAACUCAUUUACUGAGACCAAAAUAUUCGAGUCACCGAGUGCAUUAUCAUCAGGAGUUUCUUCUUUCUCACAAGAACCUCCGACAAAGCCAACCAAUUUUGACGACAAUAUUGAUUCCCUUCUCAAAGAAACAGUUGAUGUGAAAAUAACUGGAGGAAGUCGUCGAUCAUUUGGAGCAAAAGCUGGCCAAGAUGAUGUAUCAUCCUCGGCCACUCAUCCUGAUUCCAAGUCUAAAUUUCUUGAUGAUUUUGAUUCAUGGUUAGACACAAUAUAGUUUCCUGCUGUUGCAAAACCGGCAAGUUUCUUUUGGUUCGAAUCCGAUCAAUCGUGCAAUGAAGUCAUUCCUUGACUUAUUCAGAUGUGGUGUGAAUAUGACAGACAACAUAAUUUGGUACUAGAAAUCGCGCACUGGGUGUGACAGGUGACUUGAGGCGUCGGGGAUUUGAACCCAUGACCUCACGGUAACAAAUUCAACCCCUACGGGACUACUAUAUUUUAAUUUAUGUAACAUUAGUAAUGUUAGGUUGAUUGAAGCUACUCUUUUACUACGUGUUUGUUUGAUGGAUUUUGGAAAAUUUAUAUUAUUUAU